Homalodisca vitripennis (glassy-winged sharpshooter) is the source of this 4804-nucleotide messenger RNA. Its product is annotated as serine/arginine repetitive matrix protein 1-like. The coding region runs from base 47 to 4486 and encodes 1479 amino acids. The record is from RefSeq and is a predicted model, not a curated record. Gene Ontology annotation, cellular component: actin filament; cytoplasm. Gene Ontology annotation, molecular function: microtubule binding; actin binding. The transcript has 32 exons. Gene Ontology annotation, biological process: actin filament polymerization. NCBI's taxonomy places the organism in Eukaryota, Metazoa, Arthropoda, Insecta, Hemiptera, Cicadellidae.
CAACUAUCAGGGUAAAAGUGACAUACAUACAGUAGAAACACAUGAAAUGCGACAUUCAAAAGUGAAAAUAGAAAGUCAAACAACAACUGAAAAGUUCCGUGGGCCGGAAAUAAAAACUGUAACUACUUUUAAGUCGGACGUUGAUCACACUUCAUGUAGGACCCCAGGAAAUCCUUCAACAUCGAAGGAAACCAUAAAACCAAAUAACCAACAUACUAAAAAUCAUAUUGUUAUCCAUAAAUCAACUAAACGUCCAAUAACUUCUACUAAUUCUCAACUUUCUCGUGCUACUGAAGAAGUUGACCCAACUACUACCAACAUAAAAGCUACUCAGCCAUCAGCUAUUAUUCAAUCUCCAUUAGCCACUGCUACCCAGAUCGUUGAUAGUAAGUCAUCAACUAACGUUCAAUCUUCAUUAGCCACUCAGCCUGUUACUGCUACCCAGGUCGUCACUACUCAGUCAUCAUCCAACAUUCAAUCUUCAUUAGUCACUCAUCCUGUGAUUGCUUCAAAGUUUACCACGGCUUCCCAAAAAUACAGCCAUCAAUUUUCUACAAUCCCAGAUCGUAUUUAUAACAGAUCUAUGGAUGUUACUGCUGAAGUUACAAUCAAAACUCAGACUUACGUUAAAACCCAAGCUCCUCUUGCAAUUUCUGCUCAACUGUCCACAACAGCUUUCAAUAUUAUUGGAAAGAACAUCUCUGAAGGUUCUAAUUUCUUAGCAACCGAACCCCAAAUUAAAAACCAAGAUCCCAGAGUUGAUAAAAGUUCUUUAGGCGGUGAAAGUUUUCUUAGAUCUAAAAUGCCAGAUGAGUCUAACGUAUCUAUUGUUAACCAACAUUCUAUUGUUACUAAAUCAUCUGUGUUUUCCAAAAUUCCCGUUGUAACUCAAAAUCCUAUGGCUACACCAACUCAUAUUGCAACUCAUACUACUUCCGGUAUGAAAAUUCAACCUAAAGAUCAAGUUUGUAAGAGUAUUCAAGAUCUUAUUAUUACGCCACUUCCAGCUACAAACCAAGUUCCCACAACAUCUCAAGCUCCUAUUUUAACUCAGUUCUCUGUUGCUACUCAGAUUCCACUUACAGCUCAACCUUCUGUUCUAAACCCAGCUAAAGUUGUCACUCAAGCUCCCCUGAAUAAUCAAGCUCCCACAACUAUACAAAUUAGUGUUUUUACUCAAAGUCCAGUUACAACACAAGCUCUCAUGAACAAUCAAGUUCAAACUGCAACUCAAGCUUCUGUUCUAGAUCCAAUUAAAGCUGUCACUCUGCCUUCCCUGUCGAAUCAAGCUCCUACAGCAACGCAAAUUUCUGUUCUAACUAAACGCCUAGUUACAGCACAAGCUCCCAUAAACAAUCAAGUUCCUACUACAUCCCAAGAUUUUGCUGUUGAUCAAGUUCCUGUUACAGCCAACGCAAUUAUGACUACUGAAACUCCUACUAAAACUCAAGCUUUUGUCAUUACUCAAAUUAUAGCAACAGCCCAAGCUCUUGUAACUAAUCAAGCUCCUGCUUAUGUAUCUCAAUCCUCUGCUGUUUCUCAAAAUCAAGCUGCAUCUGAAGUAGACAAGACGGCAACUCCAGCUUCUAUAACUUCUCAAGGUCCAUUUGUAACUCAAGCUACCAUGGCUGAUACAGCACAUAUUGCAACUCAGACUUAUUCUAAAAUUCCAGCGAUAACUAUUAUGAGUACUCUAGCUUCUGUGGUUGCUAACAAUCCAGCUACAGCCCAAGUAUCUAUACCUCCUCAGAUUAUCGCAUCAUCAGAAACUUCUUUGGCUGCUAAAACUUCACACAAUUCGCAAAACAACGUUGUUUCACCAAUUCCUAAGAAUACUCAUUCUAAAGUAUCUCCCAGUGGUACAUAUCCCCACUCAAACGCUAGAUUUGUAAACACUGCGCCCCACAUCCGCUCGAGUCCCAAGCCAACUUUACGAGCUUACGACAGAAUUUUGAACAGAGCCGGAGACCUUCUAAGACCUAAAAUCACUCCAACAACCAGCACCACAAUGAUAUCAACUAUAAGUACAGAAAGGAUAUUAGCUACAGCUCAUGAAACUUCUGAAAUCAUAGAACAUCAAUAUUCGACUGCAUCCCCGAUGGCCUCACAACAUCAUACGCAAGUUCCUUCUGAUAGCCUUCAUUUUGUAUCAACCGAAACACUAUCACCUACGGAUGACCAUUCGAAAAUACCUACACAUACAACUGCCCCCGGUGAAUUCUCUGGUGGACAUCAUUAUUUGUCCACUGUGGCUGCUUCUCGUCUCAAAACUCGAACCUGGGGACCUGCUCUACCUAAAAUGGACAGGUCAAAAAAGAGAAAAGAAAAUGUGAUAGUUCUGAAGCCACCACCCGAAGAUUGGCCAGAGCCAAAAAUGCCAGAUGGUGCAAAGCCUUUCCCACCAGCCCCGAAAUUUGGAGCUACUGUCCCGGCCUUCGACGCUCACAUGAACCCAAGGAUCCACCGAAAGGGAAAAGCUUUCAGCGCAUCUUCUUACGCCUCCCCACCCUACAUGGGACACCGGAAAUUGGACUUUGCAGAAGGUGAACAAGUGAUAACUCCGGCCGCUUCUGCGAAGUGGAGAAUCAAGGGCAGGAGGGACAGACUAGGCUUGCGCUUCAGAGGGCAGAAAGGAGGAGGAUAUCUGAAUGAAAUUGGAAAAGAUCCAGGAUUCAGAAAGGAUGUGAGACCAACUUUAAGCCAAUUCUUCAUAUCAGACAACACCACAUUCCUUAUACCAACAGUUCGAAAUACGAGACCAUACCAACGAAGCUACGUUAACUUCAGAUUUAGGCCACCAGUGAAUGUGGGCAGGUCGCAUGGUCCACCUCCCUUCGCGCAGCCACCACCCCCUCACUUUGCUUCCCACUUUGGACAGCCCCAUUUCCCACAAUUUCCACAGCGGCCUUUCCCUCCCUUCCCACCUCCUCCACCAUAUGGCCCCCCACCUUAUCCUCCUCCACCUCCAUUCGGUCAGGGUCCCCCACCACCUCCACCUCCCCCACCAUUUGGCCAGGGCCUUUCUCCUCACUUCAGGAGGGGACCUCUACCUCCGAAGUUCGCUCCCGAGAUACCCUCUGCACCACCCCCGGAGAUGGUGAUGAUCCCUCAGGUGCCUCUACCUCGAGGGCCUCCUGAUCCCUUCCCCGCCGGACCACCACCACCCCCACCCUCUCCCUAUCCGACAGGUCCAAACCUACCACCGCCUCGCCCCUUCCUGGAUAACAUCCCGACCAUCAGCCCUAUUGAUGGAAUCCCAGCCCCCUGGCCACGCAGACUUGUACAAACUGACUUCCUCUCUCCUCUACCCAGAGUUCCUGAUAUGGCACAGGAACCUAGGAACUUCAGCGGAUAUAAGGGACCUAGACGGGGAAGAGCGUAUGAGCAGUACGGAAAAGCAGAUUUGAGACCAAGGCAAGUUAAGCUUUUCGAUGACGUUGCCUUCAGAGGGGCUCCUCGGAUGCCUGUUAGAAAGGGUUCAGGGUUUGGAGUAGAGUUCCAGGAUGAUAUAACGAGGCCUCCGUUUAUGUCUGGGUCGAUGUUUGCACGUAGAACUUGGGCAACUAGAUCAAACAGAUUUGGAUACGAACCUUACAGAAGAUCCAGCGACAGAAGAAGGCCCUACGGGUUUGGGAGAUAUGCGGCCGAGCGUCCACCUGUUCUUGGGGACUUUGGAGAAUUCAAGCCAUACAGAAGACUGAACGAUGGAAAUUACGUUCCUUUCAACUAUUCGAGACCCACCCGAUCCUAUACGUUUCCCCCACGGUUACGACUGGCUAUAAAGAACGCAACUUACUACAGAAAAUCAUUCAGACGUUCGAGUUACCCAGGCUACACACUCCCUACCCUGCCUAGCAUUGGGUUGGAAGCAUUCAUGGCCCAUAAGCAAGAUUACUACGGGAAUCCGAUCACACCCAAGGGAAGGAUAAUGAAUCUUCAGGACCUCAAGAAUCUGUUCACCGUCGCUCCGGAGGGUGAGGGAGUCGAGGCAGUAGAAGCAGUCACUGCUCCUAUAGUUGUUACUGAAGUACCUGAGGAGAAGAAGGGACUCGUGCCAAGAAUUACGCCUAAACCCAAGGGGAUGACGGCCAGAGAGGCUAUGAGGGCUGCAGCGAGGGAAGCUAUCAAGGAGACGGAGUUGGAGGCGUGGGAGGCGGGAGAGGGCCGGCGGAGACGUGGUGGCAGGAGGGUAGGAGGAGCGGGCCCCUUCGUCAGAAGAGGCGGGGCCCGUGGCACUGGGCAGAGGAACUUCCGGAGGAUGAAAAGGUCCGUGGAGGAGGAUGCUGCGUGGCUCGAGAAACAGAAGAUGUUGAGACAGGAGUUGUACGACAGUGGGGAUUAUUUAACAGGGCCUGGGGCACAAUCUACCUCAUCAUCGUCAGCGGGGCGGCCCCGUCGUGGCCCUCGCAGUAAGGCAGAGCCCCCGCUGAGGAUGAGACGGGUUCUACUGCGGCGGGGCAAGGGCAGGCCGCUACGUCAUAGCUAGCACCUACAUCCACAGGUAACAGUUGCUUAUGUGGCUGUGAAAAGAAACGAACCAAGAUGAGGAACAGAGAUGUCUGCUGAAGUCAAAUACUGUGAGCAGCCAAAACAUCAUGAUUUUGAAAAACUUGUCACUAACGUUCAUGGCAUGACAUUGAAAUUUCAUUUUAAAUCAGAAGAAAUGCCGUAAAUCAAGUAAAACUUGAAACGAUUUGAUCAAACUCAGUAAUUCAAUAGCUUACUGUGAAGGAUGUCAGCAUAUUUUUUUAUACUAUUUCAAUUGUUUUUGUAACAAACUGUACAUAAAAUUUUUAAGGUUGUA